ACUCGUGCUGCAGUAGCUACCAUCGCCAAUGAAUAAUUUGGUUUAAGUGCAUUUGGCAUUCAAUAUAUCCCGUGUUUUGUGUUGUUUUUCCCACGUUUCAAUCAAUAUGGCAGCUUACACCGAGGAUCAGUUGGCUGAAUUCCAGGAGGCGUUCAAUCUGUUUGACAAUCGCGGCGAUGGCAAGAUACAGCUGAGCCAGGUGGGCGAGUGCCUGCGGGCACUGGGCCAGAAUCCCACCGAGUCGGAUGUGAAGAAGUGCACGCACCAGCUGAAGCCCGAUGAGCGUAUCUCGUUUGAGGUCUUUCUGCCCAUCUAUCAGGCCAUAUCGAAGGCGCGCUCCGGCGAUACGGCCGAUGAUUUCAUUGAGGGAUUGCGUCAUUUCGAUAAGGAUGCCAGCGGCUAUAUAUCAUCCGCUGAGCUGCGUCACUUGUUGACCACGCUGGGCGAGAAGCUAACCGAUGAGGAGGUGGAACAGCUGCUGGCCAACAUGGAGGAUCAGCAGGGCAACAUCAACUACGAGGAGUUCGUGCGCAUGGUCAUGAGCGGCUAAGCCCCAAAGCAGAUCUAUCAAAACAGAGCAGCAGCAGCAGCAACAACAUCAACAACAACAACAGUUACAAUAACAAUAACACACACCUGCCAUGUUAGCUAGCCUAGCCGAGUUCAUUCCGCCAAAACUCAACUCCCAAGAUUCCAAGAUUCCACUUUUAAUUCACGCUUAGCCAUCAAUUUGUAUCUUUUGUAUAUUCUUGCAUUUCGGGGCAAAUAGAAUUGAUUCCAACUAAAUACAACUAGACGCACCUUAAGCGCGACCAACCCCAUGACUAAGACACACACAAACACACACACACACAGACACACACACAACAUUAAACGGUCGUUUAAUGCAGGGUAAUGCACAUCCUCGGAGAGGUCGCAUCGUUAACAUUGCGUAUUAUUCUAAAUGUAUCGAGUUUAUAAUCCAACAGAUUUUUAUAUACUAUAUACCCAUAAUGGAACUCAA
This is a messenger RNA of Drosophila virilis, 1003 nucleotides long. RefSeq names its product Myosin light chain cytoplasmic (gene Mlc-c). Lineage: Eukaryota; Metazoa; Arthropoda; Insecta; Diptera; Drosophilidae. Gene Ontology annotation, cellular component: myosin II complex. Gene Ontology annotation, molecular function: calcium ion binding; myosin heavy chain binding. The record is from RefSeq and is a predicted model, not a curated record.